Phanerochaete carnosa HHB-10118-sp is the source of this 1226-nucleotide messenger RNA. RefSeq lists its product as uncharacterized. The record is from RefSeq and is a predicted model, not a curated record. Lineage: Eukaryota; Fungi; Basidiomycota; Agaricomycetes; Polyporales; Phanerochaetaceae. Bases 83 to 1177 code for a protein of 364 amino acids. The transcript has 5 exons. Gene Ontology annotation, molecular function: oxidoreductase activity, acting on NAD(P)H.
CGACGCCGACGAUGUCAUAUUAAGCCCGCCAGACUCGGAAUAUGGAUGCAUCGCGACAUACGUUCCCUGACGAUUCCAGGCUAUGACAAGCAAGCAGCAGAAGACACUCUUCUGUUCGAAUAUCCAGGGGACUUACUCCGUCGAACUCAUCGAUGUACCCGAGCUCGGUCCCGGGGAGGUCCUCGUUGAGCUGCAGGCCGUCGGGCUGAACCCGAUAGACUGGUUCAUGCGUGAGCGGGGGUUGUUCGUCCCCAAGUGGCCUGCAAUCUUUGGGCUUGAUGGUGCGGGUGUCGUCAUAAAGGUCGGCGAGGGCGUUGCGAAUAUCGAGGUCGGAGAUCGAGUAAUGCACGCUGGUACCAUGGUGGAGCCGAAGAUCUCGACGUUCUUGCAGUAUGCUGCUAUCAAGGCAGACUUUGUUGCAAAGGUUCCUGAUAACAUUUCCUUGGACGAGGCCUCAACGAUCCCACUCGUGCUAGCAACCGCAGCUUUAGGCUUGUACGAUAGCAAGCGCUCGCCCCAUGGCGGCCUCGGUUUGACUCCGCCUUGGGAGAAGGGUGGACGAGGCAAGUACGCCGAUGAGCCUAUCGUCAUCAAUGCAGGCUCCACCUCUGUGGGGCAAUUUUUGAUCCAGUUCGCCAAGAUUUCCGGGUUCUCGCCCAUCAUCACGACGGCGUCGAGGCAUAACGAAGAGUAUCUCAAAUCGCUUGGCGCGACGCACAUCAUCGACCGCACUAUCCCACUAUCCUCUUUACCUUCCGCGGUGCACGCGAUCACGGAGAAGCCGAUCGUGUAUGGCGCAGACGCAAUCUCGACGGCUGAGACGCAAAACGCAAUGUGCGAUGUUGUCGCACCCGGCGGAGACCUACUCAUCGUCACGCAUAAACGUAUUGCGAAAGAGAAGCUUGAGGGUGGAGAGAAACACAUCGCUUGGGUGUUUGCUGACGUACAGUACCCAUCGGCACGGCCGUGUGGACUGGCUUUGUAUGCAAACAUGACGGGGCUGCUCGAGAGGGGCGAGAUUAAGGUGGGGCACAUCAUACGUCAAGCUCUAUCUACACAGCCUAACAGGAUUAAGAUCGUCUCUAGUGGACUGGCAGGGAUACCUGGUGCUUUGGAUACGCUUAAGAGUGGCGUCAGCGCGUUGAAGCUCGUCGUUCGUCCCCAAGAGACUCCAUAGUAACUUGUCCAAUAUGGAGUUUGAUCGCGAUUAUAGUGGUCCAUUAAAC